GUGAGAACCAAACCAAAACCUCUCUCACUCUCUGUUAUCAAUCUUCAUGAUCGGAGAAAAAUCACAAUAGGGUUUUGAAAUUUGAAGUAUUUUUUCUGAGCAGAAAUGGCUUUGAGAAGAUUGCAAACUCUGCGUUCACUGUAUCGGACGGCUGGGAUUCGAGAAUCUUCAUAUCUGCUUGGCAGCUCAAGAAGCUAUUCUACUGCUAUUUCAAAUGUUCCUGAACUAAAUCAGCGGAGUGUUUCUUCUUGCUUAUACAAGGCCCACAAUGCUUUCCCAUUGACUCGUGGAAGUACAAUGCCACUUCGCUCUACAAUGGCUGCUGAGUUAUUGAUAUUCUCAAAUGAUACGAGGUCAUUAUCAACACAAGUAAAAGCCCCUCCGCAAGCACGACAGAUGGGAGCUCUUAAAGUCUCCAUGACGAGCCCUGGAUUCAUCUAUGAACCAUAUGCACCUCGUGAACAAAUACCAUUUUGGCGGAGAUGGUUCACAAGAAGUGGGUGGAAAAGAACAAAAGAUGAUAUUAUUCUAGAGCUCAAAAGUGCCUAUGCAAUUAAUAAAUUAAGGAAAUCUGGAUAUUCAAAGAAGAAGUUUUACAAUGAGGCUGCAGAGUUGUACAAGGAGAUAAACACACUAAUGGCAAACGGUGAUAAAUCAUUAUUAAGGAAAGCAGUCACGGAGAAAAUGUACUCUGCACUCAAAAAUGAAAUUAAACAAAGAGAAUCAGUGUGGAGUAAGGUCUACUGGGAAAUGAUCAUGCCAAUUGUAAAGAUGCGAACUUUGCGAGCUCGUCUGAUUGGAGUUGAUCGAAAUGACCUCAACAAAGUUUUCAUUCAACUUACACUCGAGUUUCUAACUAAGCAGAAAUUUGAAGCUUAUGAUUCAAACGGUGAUGUUGUCGCAGGAGAUAAAUCUAAAGAGGUCCUAGUCCGUGACAUCUGGGUAUUUGAGAAAUCUCUCUUUCACCCUGGUGCUUACUGGCGUCUCUGUGGGAGGAUUUCAACAAAAUCUUCUUGAUUGAGGACUGAUAUCUACUGUGCCAUUGAUGAUGAUGAUUAACUGCUGUUACCCAAUUUUGUCACCUGAAUUGUUUGUAAAUUUAUCAGAUUUAUUAAACACAAUUUCUUGUUCGAUGAAUUAAAUUUAUGAGAUUUCACUUUGCAAGGAAUAAAAUUAAAUGCAGCUCAGUGAUUACCAUGUCUAUCCUUAA
Molecule: messenger RNA, 1210 nt
Organism: Quercus robur (English oak)
Lineage: Eukaryota; Viridiplantae; Streptophyta; Magnoliopsida; Fagales; Fagaceae
Exons: 12
Coding region: 106-1017 (303 amino acids)
Cellular component (GO): mitochondrion
Source: RefSeq, a predicted model, not a curated record